Leopardus geoffroyi (Geoffroy's cat) is the source of this 962-nucleotide messenger RNA. Its product is annotated as olfactory receptor 51H1-like. NCBI's taxonomy places the organism in Eukaryota, Metazoa, Chordata, Mammalia, Carnivora, Felidae. Gene Ontology annotation, molecular function: G protein-coupled receptor activity; olfactory receptor activity. Bases 12 to 962 code for a protein of 316 amino acids. The transcript has a single exon. The record is from RefSeq and is a predicted model, not a curated record. Gene Ontology annotation, biological process: G protein-coupled receptor signaling pathway. Gene Ontology annotation, cellular component: membrane.
UUCGUUCCACUAUGGCACUGUUCAACCAAACUAUUCAUAACCAUCAGACCUUUACCCUGAUUGGGAUUCCAGGAAUGCCAGAGAAAGAUUUCUGGAUGGCCUUGCCCCUCUGCCUUCUUUACAGUACCACAUUCCUAGGUAAUUUCAUUAUCCUUGUUGUCAUAAAGGUUGAGCGAAGUCUCCAUGAACCCAUGUAUUAUUUUCUGGCUAUGCUAGCUGCCACUGACCUUAGCCUUUCAUUAUCUUCCAUGCCCACCAUGAUAAGUGUUCACUUGUUUGACUGGCGCUCAGUAACCCUUGAUGUCUGCAUCACUCAGAUGUUCUUUAUCCACAACUUUGGAGGAGUGGAAUCAGGUGUUCUGGUCGCCAUGGCCUUUGAUCGCUUUGUGGCUAUUCGCUUCCCUUUGCGCUAUGCCACCAUUCUCACUCAUGGAGUCAUCAUCAAAAUUGGAGCAGCAGUCCUGCUACGGAGUGUGAGUGUAGUGCUCCCUGUGCCUUUCCUCAUCAAAAGGCUACCUUUCUGCCGCUCCAAUGUCCUUUCCCACGCAUACUGCCUCCAUCAGGAUGCCAUGAGGCUUGCCUGUGCUGACACCCGUGUCAAUAGCAUCUACGGUCUGCUGGCUGUGAUCUUCACCAUUGUACUAGAUGCUUUGAUCCUUUUGAUUUCUUACUUUCUAAUCCUCCAGGAAGUACUGGGCAUUGCUUCCAGAGAAGAGAGACUUAAGGCUCUUAAUACCUGCUUCUCUCAUAUCUGUGCAGUACUGCUCUUCUAUGUGCCUCUCAUUGGCAUGACUCUGAUUCACCGCUUUGGGAAGCAUUUGUCACCAAUAAUACACACACUUAUGGCCAAUAUCUACCUGCUGCUCCCUCCUCUGCUCAAUCCUGUUGUGUACAGUGUUAGGACCAAGCAGAUCCGGCAGCGGAUUGUCCGAGCAUUCUGUGGGAACAGGAUUGGCCAUUAA